GAAUUAGAGUCAGUGAACCAAUAGUUCCAGUUUGGAUACUCGACGCGGUGGCUGGCCUUCGGGGGCAAAAUUCUCUCGGCUCAACUUGACGUGGAGAGCCCGAGUGCGUGUUUGAGCAACACUCCUUCCUUCCUUCCUUCCUCCCGCCCUCGCAGCAUGGGGACGAAGCACCCUUUUUUUGGGGGUCGCCUUUGAACUCUCGACGACACGGGUCAUAAAAGAAACCUAAUCCCCCCCCAAAUCCCACCAUGCACUCCUCAAGCAACAGCCUGGAUGACGCGGCGGUGGCGGCGGCGGCGGACAGCGGCGCCGAUUCGACCGAGCUGGCGGCCCCGACGGAGACGCGUCUUCAGGCGCAGGAGGACGAGCUCACGCUGCUCAAGGCUUCGCUGGCGGACGCCUUGCGCCGGAUCCGCCUCCACGAUGGGCUUCUCCUUAUGCUCAAGCAGCAGUUGAUCGCAGUGAACCCCGCCGCUGCCGGACUGAUCAACCAAAUUUGCUGUCACGAGGGCGCAAACAUUUUUUCCAGCUUGGACCGAGUCCUCCUGUGUGAGUGCAGCCAAAGACCACGGAGCAUUUCGGGGCCGGCGACGACGGAUCGGUCCACCCAAACGGAGGCGGGCCAUCCCGAGCCAAAGGCUGUGCACGGCCAGGCGGCUCUAUCCGGGGGGGCGCAGAGCCUCCACCUGGAGGACGCCUUCCCGCUGCGGGCCGAGCAGCAGCGCGCCCCCAGCGUGGAGGAGGGCGAGGACCCGGAUGACCACGAUGGAGCGACGCGGCGAGAAACGGAGCCCACUCGGACAGCGGCCGGCGAGGAGCCCGUUUGGACCAGCGCCGGCGGCCCCCAGAAUGGACGCGAUUGGCCGGAGGACGCGUCUCUCGAUCAGAACCUCGGCCCUUUGUCCAGUGUCCGGGAAGAAGAAGCGCAGCACAAACCUCUACUUCGAAGGAAUAGCGAAAAACUGGGCAACUUGAAGAGGCAGGUCAAGCGACUGGACAGAAAAGCGGCGUCCUCGGCCACUCUCCUCAGCCGCUCGCCAAGCUUAGAGAAUCAUGUCAAGGAGCUCGUUGCCAGCGCAGGAUCCCCCGGCUCUCGAAGACGAACCUACGGUCAAGGCCAGUCCAUCAAAAUGUUCAUCCGCGGCCGGCCCAUCACCAUGUACGUCCCGAGCGCCAUCCAAAAUUACCACGAGCUGAAGACGGAGCCGCCCUCCCAGAGCCUGGAGCUGGACUGGGUCUACGGCUACCGGGGGCGAGACUGUCGGGCCAACCUGUACACGCUGCCCACGGGCGAGGCCGUCUACCUUGUGGCCCGCGUGGUGGUCCUCUACCACAUGGACCAGCGCACGCAGCGCCACUACCGCAGACACAGCGACUGCGUUCGCUGCCUCGCGCUGCAUCCCGACAAAGUGCGGAUCGCGUCCGGCCAAACGGCGGGUGUGGACAAAGACGGCAAGCCCCUGCAGCCUUGCGUUCACAUCUGGGACUCGACCACCUUGGUCACACUGCAGCAAAUCGGACUGGGAACUUUCCAGAGAGGAGUGGUCUCUCUUGCUUUUUCCACCAUGGACUCGGGCGUCUUCCUGUGCGUGAUCGACGAGUCCAACGAGCACAUGUUGUCCGUGUGGGACUGCGCCAAGGGGAGCAAGCAAGCUGAGGUCAAGACCACCAACGAGACGGUGUUCGCCGUGGACUUCCACCCCGGCGACAGUGGCAACAUCAUCACCUGCGGCAAAUCCCACGUCUACUUCUGGACCCUGAGCGCAGGGCAGUUCACCAAGAAGCAAGGCAUCUUUGGGAAAUACAAAAAGCCCAAGUUUAUCCAGUGCUUUGUGUUCAGCCUGACUGGCGACGUUUUGACCGGCGACUCGGAGGGGAACAUCCUGACCUGGGGCAGGUCAGCGGCCAAUGUCAGAACUCUGGGCAAAGGGGCCAAAGAGACCUUCCAGAUCAUACGUCAGACCAAAGCGCACGAGGGCAGCGUUUUCACCUUGUGCGCGCUGCAGGGCGGCGCCACGCUGCUCAGCGGAGGAAGCAAAGACCGCAAGAUCAUCCGCUGGAGCGCCGACCUGGCUCCGGAGCACGAGUGCGAGAUUCCCGAAAGGUUCGGGGCGGUCCGCAGCCUCGCCGAUAUCGACGGAGAGCAAGUGUUAGUGGGAACGAGCCGAAACGCCAUCCUGAGGGGCGCCUUCUCCACCGGCUUUGUGGCCGUCGUGCAAGGCCACGUGGACGAGCUGUGGGGGCUGGCCACGCAUCCCUCGCUCAACAGCUUCCUGUCCUGCGGCCACGACCGGCAGGUGUGCCUGUGGAACGCCGAGGAGCACGCGCUGCGCUGGAGCGUCUCCCUGGAGGAGUACGGCCUGUGCGCCGAUUUCUGCCCAAACGGAUCGGUGGUCUCGGUCGGCCUCAGCACGGGAAGAUGGGUGGUCCUGGACCUGCUGACGGCCGAGGUCAUCUCCGAGGCUGUGGACGGCAACGAGCAGCAUUCCGUCAUGAGAUACUCUCCAGACGGUAGCUUCCUGGCGGUGGGCUCCCAUGACAACUUCAUCUACAUCUAUAACGUGACUGAAAAUGGCCGCAGUUACACUCGUUUUGGGAAAUGCAACGGUCACUCCAGUUUCAUAACUCACCUGGAUUGGUCCAAAGACGGAAAGUACAUCAUGUCAAAUUCGGGCGACUAUGAAAUCCUCUAUUGGGACGUCGCCGCAGGCUGCAAACUGCUGAGGAAUCGCUCGGAGAGCAAAGACCGGGAGUGGGCCUCCUACACCUGCGUGCUGGGCUUCCACGUCAUGGGCGUGUGGCCGGAGGGCUCGGACGGCACCGACAUCAACGCGCUGUGCCGCUCCCACAGCGAGAGCGUGGUGGCGGUGGCGGACGACUUCUGCAAAGUCCACCUCUUCCAGUACCCCUGCCCCAAACUCAAGGCGCCGAGCCGCAGGUACGAGGGCCACGGCAGCCACGUCACCAACGUGCGCUUCACCCACAGCGACGCGCACUUGCUCUCGGUGGGCGGCAAGGACACGUGCAUCUUCCAGUGGCGGGUGCUCCCCGCAGGCGCUCCGGAACCCGCUCCCAGCAGCCACUAGGUGGUGACCGCAAAAAGAAUGGAGACAAAGAAAGCGGCACAACGCGGACGGACGACGCGACGGGUGGGGGAUUUCGUCGUAGCCGCGAUAGUGCACCCGUUACCGUCGUCUUCCUUCCUUGCGUGUGACCAGGCGCCUCAGUUGAGCGAUUCUCACGGACGGACGGACGAGCGAGCGAGCGAGCGAGCGUCAGUCGCUCGGCCUUGUUUGGAAAGCGCUUUCCCAACAGCCGUCACAAGAGCUCCGUUUUCGCGGAUAUUCCGAUUCGAACGAGCCCCCGCCCGCGUUUCGAGGAGGCCGAUGUCUCAUUCGGAGAAUUCCAAAUUACGACAACCAACUAUUUAUUGUCAAAAAGGUUUUUGGACCUGUAGCGCUUACAGCGAUAACGAUAAGAAGUACGGACUUUUUAAAAGAAUACGACUACCACUAAAAUGAAUGAUUUUACAAUACUUUGUACUUGUUUCAUUUGACAACUUUUAUCUUGUAUUGCCACAGUAAGUGGACCAAAUGUUUUUUUUUUUUUAGAACAAAUCUCUUGAAUGGAGGGAGGGAAGAAUUGGUUUUAUACUCUGUUACAAUAUCAAAGUGCCGUUAGCACACUGCCGAAAGCUCUUCCCUCUCAGGAAGUCCAUUAACGUUCCUUGUCCAUUUGUGUAUACGCCAAAGUACUGUGAAGACCUUGUAAUCAUUUUCUGGAUUGCUUGUCCACAUUUGUCUAUCAGACGAGUCGAACACAAACCUGUUCGCCAGUCGCAAGAUCAAAGUCAAAGUCAAAGUCA
Molecule: messenger RNA, 3865 nt
Organism: Syngnathus typhle (broad-nosed pipefish)
Lineage: Eukaryota; Metazoa; Chordata; Actinopteri; Syngnathiformes; Syngnathidae
Gene: eml3
Product: EMAP like 3
Exons: 24
Coding region: 249-3086 (945 amino acids)
Biological process (GO): microtubule cytoskeleton organization
Cellular component (GO): mitotic spindle
Molecular function (GO): microtubule binding
Source: RefSeq, a predicted model, not a curated record